ACUUUACAGCAGGGAGGUGAGGGAUUGUAUGGCAAACCCCAGGGAAAAAGCUAAAGCUCACCGCCUCUGUGGGACUAGAAUUCCCCUCAGUCUGAAUCGAUUGCAUGGACGUUCAUGCAGCCUUCCUGCCUCUUGUCCAGCCUCAGGGCUGGGUUGGGAUCUACCUUGUUGCAGGUGGUCUCAGGAAGAGCAGGUACCAUGCUGCUCCCAGCCCUGCUCUGCUUCUGGGCAACUUGGGCCUGGGCUGAUGGGCGAUGGUGCCAACGGACAGAGACUGUCCAGGUGGAGGAGGUGGUGACCCCUCGGCAGGAAGAGCUGGUGCCCUGCAGCAAUCUCUACUAUUAUAUUCACCGGGGCUGGCAGCUGGACCUGGCCAGGAGCAGGCCCACAACCUCCCUAACCCAUACUGUCUGCCCGAUCUACAAGCCGCCUGAUAUCCGACCAGUAGCCUGGAACCGGACUGUGAGGGCCUGUUGCCCAGGCUGGAGAGGUCCUCAAUGCACUCUAGGUACUGGCACCAAGGAUCACUGUUUUGCCACCUGGCAGUGCCAAGUAGGGCCAGAUUUAUUGAAUGCCUCAGCGGGCAGCUUGGAGGAGUGCUGUGCCCAGCCCUGGGGGCGCAGCUGGUGGAAUGACAGUUUGGAACUUUGCUUUAGUUGUUCUUCCUGGCCUCUGACAGGCAAUCAUCUGUCCCCAGCCGUCUUACAGCCCUUGCCUGGGGCAGUGGGCCAUCUUCGGAGCCAGCGCCAGGGCCUCUCAGCCACCUGUAUGACUUGGUCAGGCUUCCACUACCGGACCUUUGACAGGCGUCACUACCACUUCCUGGGCCGAUGCACCUACCUACUUGCGGGUGAUAUUGAUGCCACCUGGGCUGUUUACCUCAUUCCUGGCAGGCACUGCCCUUGGCCUGAUGACUGCCAGCCGACUGUUCAGGUUCUGAUGGGACAGGAUACGGUGCUCAUCCGGGGCUCCAAUGUUUCAGUGAAUGGAGCACCAGUGCUGGAGGGGCGGCCCCUACUACAGGGUGGGCUGAGCCUGCAGUGGCCAGGGGACUGGCUGGUGCUGUCAGGUGGUUUGGGUGUGGUGGUGAGGAUGGACAGGGCUGGUUCUGUCUCACUCACUGUUGACCACGAACUCCAGGGGCAGACUAGUGGCCUCUGUGGGCUCUACAAUGGUCGACCUGAAGAUGAUUUUCUGGAGCCUGAAGGGGGGCAGGCUGUACUAGCUGCCACUUUUGGCAAUUCCUGGAAGUCCCCUGACUCAGAGCCUGGGUGCCUGGAUGCAAUGGAAGCAGCUCAAGGCUGCAUGGACUCCACCGAAGACACAGAGGCAGGCGUGGGUACAGGGGUGCUGCGGGCUGAAGCUCAGGACAUCUGUCACCAGCUGCUGGACGGCGGCUUCAGAGAGUGUCAUGUGCAGGUUCCCCCCAGUGGGUUCCAUGAAGCUUGCCUCUUUGCCUACUGCGCGGCAGGUGGUGGGCAGGCAGGGAGGCAGGAGGCGGUAUGUGCUACGUUUGCCAACUAUGCCCGUGACUGUGCCCAGCACGAUGUCUUCAUCCCUUGGCGGAAGCCUGGCUUCUGUGAGCGCCUUUGCCCAGGAGGACAGCUAUACUCAGAUUGUGUGUCAUCCUGCCCACCUAGCUGUGGGGCAGUGGGUGAGCAUGAGGAGGGGCAGUGUCGAGAGGGCUGUGUGAGUGGCUGUGAAUGCCCACCAGGACUUUACAGGGAUGACGACCUCUGUGUCCCUGCUGCUCAUUGCCCCUGCUACCACCACCGCCAGCGCUAUUCCCCGGGCAGCACAGUGUACCAGCUAUGCAAUCCGUGUGUGUGCCUGGAAGGCCACUGGCAUUGUUCCCAGAAGCCAUGCCCAGCUGAAUGUGCAGUGGGUGGAGAUGGGCACUACGUCACUUUCGAUGGGCGAAGUUUCUUCUUCCAGGGCACCGGGGGCUGCCGGUACAACCUGGUACAGGAUGAUUUAAAGGGGCAGCUGCUGAUGGUAUUGGAACACGGGGUCUGUGAGGCCGGGAGCUGUCUCCGUGCCAUCUCAGUCACCCUGGGUGAAGUCUAUGUCCAGCUCCGGGACUCAGGGGCAGUGCUGGUAGGCAGGCAAGAGGUGGCAUUGCCUUGGGAUGGGCCUGGUGGUCUCCAUGUCCAUCAUGCCUCCUCUACCUUCCUACUGCUUCGUGGGCCUGGUGUCUGGCUCCUCUGGGGUGUGCGUGAACCUGCCGCAUACAUUACCUUGGAACCCUUCUAUGCCCACCGGGUAAGGGGUAUGUGUGGAACCUUCACUUGGAACCAGCAGGACGACUUCCUCACACCCGCCGGAGAUGUGGAAUCCAGUGUGACUGCCUUUGCCGGCAAGUUCCAGCUGAGUGGGGAGGCUACCUGCCGUUUGGGGGAUACUCUUAUCCCACUUAACCCCUGCAGUACCUAUGCUCAGCGCCGGCCCUAUGCAGAAGCCACCUGUGCCAUUCUCCAAGGCCCAGCUUUCCAGCAAUGCCACAGGCUGGUGGAACAAGAGCCUUAUCAGUUACGGUGCCUGUCAGCAGUAUGUGGCUGUGCCCUGGGUCAUGAUUGCCUGUGUCCUGUGCUAUCUGCCUAUGCCCGCCACUGUGCCCGGGAGGGUGUGCUCAGCCCCUGGAGGAACCAGACUCUGUGUCCUGUCAUGUGUCCAGCUGGUCAAGAAUACCAAGAAUGUGCCCCAGUGUGUGGCCAGAGAUGUGGAGAACUGGAGACCUGUGGGGAAUUAGUGGGCUGCGUGGCUGGUUGCAAUUGUCCCUCUGGCCUGCUGUGGGAUCAUGAGAGCCAAUGUGUGCCCCCCAGCCUGUGUCCUUGCCAGCUGGGAGGCCAGUCUCACCCUCCAGGCAGCAUCACUUUGCAGGGAUGCAAUCGCUGUGUUUGCCAGGACAGAGGCAUCUGGAACUGCACAGCUCAGCACUGUGCCCCAGGAGUGGCAUUCUGCCCUGGAGGGCGCGUGUACUCCCCAGGCUCUUGCCUCCUCACCUGUGACAGUCUCAGUGCCAAUAUCUCCUGCCCCACAGACACUUCUGAUGGCUGCAUAUGCCCUCUGGGCACUGUGCUGCUGGAUGAACACUGUGUGUCCCCUGAACUGUGCCCCUGCAGACACAGUGGGCAGCUGUACCCACCCAACUCGACCAUCCAGGAGGACUGCAAUACUUGUGUGUGCCAGGGCCGACAGUGGCACUGCACGGGUCACCAAUGCAGUGGACAGUGCCAAUCUUCAGGUGCCCCUCACUAUGUGACAUUUGAUGGCCUGGCAUUUACCUUCCCUGGGACCUGCGAGUAUCUGCUGGUGCGGGAGGUGGAUGGGAGCUUUUCCAUCUCUGCCCAGAACCUACCCUGUGGGACCAGUGGCCUUACCUGCACCAAGGCCCUGACUGUUCGUCUGGGGAACACCAUUGUGCAUAUGCUCAGAGGUCGGGCAGUGACAGUGAAUGGAGUGAGUGUGCGCCCUCCCAAGAUCUACACAGGACCCGGGCUGAGCCUGAAACAAGUUGGUUUCUCCUUGUUGCUCACUGCUCGCCUUGGCCUCUCCUUGCUCUGGGAUGGAGGCACACGGGUUAUGAUACAGUUGGUCCCCCAGUUCCGGGGCCGUGUGGCAGGGCUGUGUGGGGACUUUGAUGGUGAUGCCGCCAAUGACCUUCGGAGCCGUCAAGGUGUCCUGGAGCCGACAGCUGAACUGGCUGCCCACUCGUGGCGUCUCAGCCUCCUCUGCCCCGAGCCAAGCCUUGGGGACGUGCCCCAUCCCUGCACUGUGAAUGCCCACAGGGUGGGCUGGGCCCGGGCCCGAUGUGUGCUGCUUCAGCCACUCUUUGCCUCUUGCCAUAUGGAGGUACCCCCCCAGCAGCACUACGAGUGGUGUGUGUAUGAUGCCUGUGGCUGUGACUCAGGAGGCGACUGUGAGUGUCUCUGUUCAGCUAUUGCUACCUACGCAGAGGAGUGUGCCCGUCAUGGGCACCACACGCAUUGGCGCAGCCAAGACCUCUGCCCUAUACAGUGUGAGGGGGGUCAGGUCUAUGAAGCCUGUGGCCCUGUCUGCCCCCCUACCUGCCAGAACCCUGGUCCUGAGCCUACGUGGCAUUGUCAAACUGUGCCCUGUGUGGAGGGAUGCUUCUGUCCUGAGGGCACUCUGCUUCAUGGUGGGGUCUGUUUGGAGCCAGCUGCCUGUCCCUGUGAGUGGAGAGGCAACUUCUUUCCACUGGGAACCAUGCUGCAGAGGGACUGUGGGAACUGCACAUGCCAUGCAGGAGAGUGGAACUGUGGGGAAGCAGGUUCCCAGUGUAGGGAGAUGGUGCUGGAAUGUGCAGAGGGUGAAGUCCCAUGCCAAGAGAGUGGGUACUGUGUGCCCCAGGAGUGGCUCUGUGACAACCAGGAUGACUGCGGAGAUGGCUCUGAUGAGGAGGGCUGUGCCCCUCCGGGCUGUGGAGAGGGGCAGUUCUCCUGUGGUGAAGGCCGUUGUCUGCCCUUGUCACUGCACUGCGAUGGACGAGAUGACUGUGGAGAUGGGGCAGAUGAGCAUGGCUGCCCAUGCCCCAUGGGUUUCCUGCCCUGUGUUGAUGGGCAGUGCCUGCCCCUGGCCCAGCUUUGUGACGGGCGUCCUGACUGUCCAGAUGGUGCUGAUGAGGAGUCCUGCCUGGGAUGGGAGAACUGUGGCCCUGGAGAGGUGCCCUGCUCGGAUGGAACCUGUGUUGGCACUUCACAGCUGUGUGAUGGGGCCUGGGACUGUGUAGAUGGGGCAGAUGAGGGACCCAAGCACUGCCCCUCUCCCCUUCUACCUACUCCCCCUGCUGAUACCCCAACUGGACCCUCCAUGGUCAACCUGGAGACUGGACCAACUUCACCGAUCAGAGUCAGCAGGCCCGAACUAUCCUGUGGUCACUAUGAGUUCCGCUGUGGCAAUGGUGAGUGUAUACCUCGGGGUUGGCGCUGUGACCAUGAGGAGGACUGCAAGGAUGGCACCGAUGAGCUGGACUGUGGGCAGCCCUGCCCCCCACAUCAUAUGGCCUGCACCCUCAGCCUCCACUGUAUACCCUACCUGCAGCUCUGUGACGGGACUGCCCAGUGCCCAGAUGGCUCCGAUGAAAGCUUGGAUGCCUGUGGCUCCACCCAGUUGCCACCUUGUCCAGGGCUUUUCCCCUGUGGCUCAGCUCCCCGGCUAUGCUUGAGACUGACUCGGCUCUGUGAUGGAAUUCCUGACUGCCCAGAGGGGGAAGAUGAAGCGAACUGUGAGAGGCUGCCAUUCCCCACAACUCCUAACACGACUGGGGUUCCUUGCCCUGAAUAUUCCUGCCCAGAUGGCCACUGUAUCAGCUUUCAACAGGUGUGUGAUGGACAGCCUGACUGUGAGGUGAGGGAUGGGCUGAGGCCAUCCUCUGAGGAGCAGGGCUGUGCCACAUGGGGAUCCUGGGCCCCAUGGGGGCUGUGCAGCCAGACUUGUGGGGCUGGGGUGCAGGCUCGCAGUCGCCAGUGCUUCCCCCCUAGUCUCCCUGUGCUUCAGCGCUGUCUAGGCCUGGAACACCAAACCCGGGCUUGCUUCACUGUUGCCUGCCCUGAGGAUGGUGAAUGGGGUGACUGGUCCCCCUGGUCUGAAUGCUUGGAGCCAUGUAGGGGGGUUGUGGCUAGACAUCGGGUCUGCCACCCACCCCAAAAUGGUGGCCGGACCUGUGCCACAUUGCCUGGGGGCCCCCACAGCACCCUCCAAACCAAGGCAUGCUCACAGGAUGGCUGUCCCAAUGUCACCUCAUGUCCAGGAGAACUGGUUCCCAAGCCCUGUGCCCCUUGCCCUCUGAGCUGUGCUGACAUCUCCAGCCAGGUGAAGUGCCCAUCUGACCGACCCUGCAGUCCAGGCUGCUGGUGCCCUGAAGGUCAGGUCCUGGGCAUUGAUGGACAGUGUGUGCGACCCCGGCAGUGCCCUUGCCUGGUGGAAGGUACCCUCUAUUGGCCAGGGCAGCGGGUCAAGAUCAACUGCCGGCUCUGCACAUGUCAGGAUGGCCGGCUACGUCGAUGCCAGCCUAACCCUGACUGUGCUGUGAACUGUGGCUGGUCAUCUUGGUCCCCAUGGGCUGAGUGUCCAGGCCCCUGUGGGAGCCAGAGCAUCCAGUGGUCCUUCCGAAGUCCCAGCAACCCUAGCCAUGUGGGUCGUGGUCACCAGUGCCGAGGCAUCUACCGAAAGGCCCGAAGGUGUCAAACAGAUCCCUGUGAGGAAUGUGAGCACCAGGGGAGCACACACAGAGUUGGGGAACGCUGGCGUUGGGGCACGUGCCAGGUGUGCCAGUGUCUUUUCAACCACACAGUUCAGUGUUCACCCUACUGUUCUUUGGGAGCCUGCCCCCAGGCGUGGAUGCUGGUGGAAGGAAAGGGAGAAUCAUGUUGCCACUGUAUUCCUGUUGGAGAGAAUGGAACAGCUGCUCCUAUGACCAUGUCAUCGCCUUUUCCCAGUCUUCAAUCAGAACCCAGUCUUCCCACCUACCCACUACCUGCACCUGGAGACCCUUGCUACUCCCCACUGGGCUUGUCAAGGCUCCCUUCUAGCAGUCUAAGGGCAUCAUCUGAACAUCCUGAACACCCGGCCUGGGCUGGUCGUCUGGGGUCCUUGGUGUUGGGGCUGGAGCCUCAAGGGUGGAGUCCCAGGGAAGACGCCUAUGCUGAGCUACAUAUCCAUCCUCCUUUCCUUCAGAUGGACUUGCUAAGGCCCCGAAACCUCACUGGUGUCCUGGUCCAGGGUGCUGGCUCCUCUGAUGCCUAUGUCACCAGCUUUUCACUCCAGUUUAGUGUUGAUGGGCGUCACUGGCAUGACUACCAUGAGGUUCUGCCAGGCAUUCUGCCUACACCCAAGGUCUUCCCAGGGAACUGGGAUGACUCCACACCUGCGGUGAGGACUUUUGGCCGGGUUGUGCAAGCACAGCAUGUCCGAGUACUACCCCGAGACUUUCAUCACAGCAUCUUCCUGAGGGUGGAGCUGCUGGGCUGUGAUCCAGUGUCCACUCCAGUGGUGCCACCAUGUCCAGGAAAUGAAUUCCUCUGUGCCAAUGGCGUGUGUAUCCCAUCGGAGGCUGUGUGCAAUGGUGUAGAAGACUGUGGAGAUGGCUCUGAUGAAGAGUACUGUGCUGCCCUUCUUUCAAGUACUGCCAGGCCCAGAGACCAUACCCCAUCGGUCUUUCCUGCCCACCUGAUGCGCCCAAUUCCCUGGACCAAGGAGGGUCCAUUGGAUACUGAAGCCUGGAAACCUGGACAGGGGUCUUCUAUUCCUACCAUAGGGACAGAACCAGGCCUUGGCCCCCUCCCAGAAGGCAUUUUUCCAGCUUCUGAAUCUCCCUACCCGAGUACAAAGGAGACAGUGCCUGAGUCCCUCACCUCCUUGCCACCAGGGGCACAGCCUCUUCAGCCCAAAAUUGCUGCAGUGACUGUGCUCACCCCACAUACUCUGCCCACCAUAGGUCCAAGCACUACCCGGUGGUCACCCUUCCCCCGAGUUUUGUGCAGCCCAGACCAGGUUCCCUGUGAGUUCCUAGGUUGUGUGGACCCCAGGCAGGUGUGUGAUGGGCAGGAGGACUGUCUCGAUGGCUCUGAUGAACUACACUGUGUGAGACCCUCACUCUUUGUGGUGUCCAUGGCCACACAACCCACCUUGCCAGCCAUGGGGGCUGUCUGCUCCCCCAAGCAGCUGAGCUGUCGCAGUGGCGAGUGUCUCCCCGCUGACCGGCGCUGUGACCUGCACCCUGAUUGCCAGGAUGGCUCUGAUGAGGAUAACUGUGUGGACUGCAUGUUGGCACCCUGGUCUGGCUGGAGCAGUUGCAGUAGAAGCUGUGGGUUGGGGGUGACCUUCCAGCGGAGGGCCUUGCUUCGAGCCCCACUGCCUGGUGGUGGCUGUCCUCAAGAAGAUUUCCAAAGUCGCUCCUGUUUCUUGCAGGCCUGCCCAGUACCUGGUGCUUGGACUUCAUGGGGCCCCUGGGAACCCUGCAGCGCCUCCUGUGGGGGAGGCCAACAGAGACGUUGGCGUAGCUGCACGGAUCCCCCACCGAAGAAUGGGGGUGCUCCUUGCUCUGGGGCACCAGAGGAGAGCCUACCCUGUGGUCUGCAGCCCUGCAGUGGUGGUACAGACUGUGGCCCAGACCUUGUGUAUGUGAGUGCUGAGCAGUGCCAGCAGGGACUGGUGCCCCAGUGCCCACCCUCCUGCCAGGAUCCUGAAGCUAGGAGGAACUGUAGCACACACUGUAUGGAAGGUUGCCGAUGCCCUGCCGGACUCCUUCUCCAUGAUGCCCAGUGCCUGACACUUUCCCAGUGCCCGUGUCUAGUGGGCACAGAGAUAAAGCUGCCCAGAGAGUCCUUCCUGCUGGACAACUGCAGCCAAUGUGUGUGUGAAGAUGGAACUCUUCACUGUGAGGAUGGGGAUUGUCCUGUGCCCUGUGGCUGGUCAGCAUGGUCCUCUUGGGGACCCUGUGACCACUCUUGUGGCUCUGGAACCAGGGCCAGGUUCAGGUCUCCUUCCAAUCCAGCAGCAGCUUCUGGAGGUGCCCCUUGUGAGGGAAAUGGGCAGGAGGUUCAGGCCUGUCACACAGACUGUGGCUCUGAGCUUCUGGGCUGGACUCUCUGGACACCCUGGUCCUCUUGUUCCCAAAGCUGCUCUGCCCCUAGAGGACCCCCUGUCUGGCGACACCGCUCUCGCCUCUGCCCCAAGUCUGAGGGGGUAGUCUGCCCUGGGGAGCCCUCUCAAGAAGAGCUCUGCAGCCUCCCUGCAUGUCCGGUGUCUAGUAUUUGGACACCUUGGGCGCCAUGGUCCUCCUGCUCAGCUGACUGUGAUGGGGGUAUUCAAACCCGUGGGCGCAGGUGCUCUGGCUCAGUUUCUGGGAUUCCUGAGUGCCAGGGGCCCCAUAGCCAGACCCGAGACUGCCACACCCAGCCCUGCUCAGCCCGUUGUCCUGAGGGCAUGGUAUUCCAUUCCAAGGAGCAAUGUCAACAGGAGGGAGGGCCAUGCCCACGGCUAUGCUUGGCACAGGACCCAGGUGUGGAAUGCGUGGGCACCUGUGGCCCUGGCUGUAGCUGCCCUCCUGGCCUCUUCCUGCACAACACCAGCUGCAUGCCCCUUAGUCAGUGCCCCUGCCAGCUUCAUGGGAAGCUCUAUCCACCUGGGGCUGUGGCCCGCCUGGACUCCUGCAACAAUUGCACAUGCAUCUCUGGAGAGAUGGAGUGCAGCACCAAGACUUGCCCGGUGGCCUGUGGAUGGAGCCCCUGGACUGCAUGGAGUCCUUGUAGCCGAAGUUGUAACGUGGGCGUACGACGACGUUUCCGGGCAGGCACAGCACCCCCAGCUGCCUUUGGAGGUGCUGAGUGCGAGGGUCCCAGUGUAGAGGCUGAAUUCUGCAGCCUGCAGCUGUGUCGUGGCCCUGGUAUGGAAUGGGGUCCAUGGUCUCCCUGCUCUGUACCCUGCGGUGGUGGUUACAGGAAUCGGACCAGAGGCAAUGCCCCCCAUAGCCCAAUUGACUUCUCUACCUGUGGUCUGCAGCCUUGUACUGGGCCAGUGCCUGGAGUAUGUCCAGAGGGAAAGCAAUGGCAUGAUUGUACUGAGGGCCCAGCCACCUGUGCAGAGCUCAGCACCCAGGAAAAUACCAAUGGAACCUGCCACCCCGGCUGCUAUUGUCCCCCUGGGACCCUCUUGUUGAACAACAUAUGUGUGCCUCGCCAGGAUUGCCCUUGUACCUAUGGUGGGCACCUUUACCCUGCUGGCAGCAUUAUCCUCCAGCCCUGUGAGAACUGCUCCUGUGUCUCUGGGCUCAUCACCAAUUGUACCUCCCGGCCAUGUGAAGAAGAUCAAGCCACAUGGACACCAUGGACCCCCUGGAGUGAGUGCUCAGCCUCUUGUGGUCCUGCCCGUCGUCACCGGCAUCGUUUCUGCCCCAGGUCUCUCCACCUGAAAUCCUCCAGCAUCAUGCUUAUCUCAACAACUUCCCUUCCCUUGCUUUGCCAUGGUCCAGAGGCUGAAGAGGAGCCUUGCAUCUUGUCCCCCUGUGAUCGUUCAGGAGGCUGGGGCCCAUGGGGCCCAUGGUCAGCCUGCAGUCGGACCUGUGGGGGAGGCCUUCGGAGUCGGGCACGACUCUGUGACCAACCUCUGCCUCAGGGCCUCGGUGACUACUGUGAGGGCCCUCAUGCUCAGGGGGAGACCUGCCAGGCACUGCCAUGUCCAGGGUCCAACUGCAGUGCUAUCCCUGGUGCUGAAUUCAGUCAUUGUGGCCCACCUUGCCCCAGGUCCUGUGAUGACCUUGCUCAUUGUGUGUGGCAGUGCCAGCCAGGCUGUUACUGCCCUCGGGGCCAAGUGCUGAGCACAGAUGGCACUGCCUGCGUGGAUCCAAGCUACUGUGGCUGCCUCGACCUGCUGACUGGAAAGCGGCAUCAGCUGGGCUCCGUAUUGACACGACCUGAUGGCUGCAAUGAGUGCACCUGCAUGGAAGGGAGGCUGAAUUGUACUAACCUGCCUUGCCCAGUACCUGGAGGCUGGUGUUCUUGGUCUGAAUGGACACCGUGCACCUUGCCAUGUGGGGGUGAGAAUCGUGCCCGAUCGCGGACUUGUGCCUGCCCCCCCCCUCAGCAUGGAGGGGCUUCAUGCCCAGGGGAGAUUGGAGAACCUGGCUCACAACUUCAGCGGGAGCCCUGUCCCAGACUCACUGCGUGUCCAGUGGAUGGUGGCUGGAGCCCAUGGGGACCAUGGUCCCCUUGCAGUUCUUGUACUGGGGAAUCAUCUCGGAGGAGGGAGUGUACCCAUCCAUCGGCAGAGAUCGGGGGCCGCCCUUGUCCUGGGAGGCACCAGGAGAGCCAGGCCUGCCAGGACAAUUCUACAUAUUGCACAGACUGUGGGGGUGGUCAGGGACUUCUCCCUUGUGGGAAGCCCUGCCCCCGAUCUUGCCAGGACCUGUCCCCAGGGAAUGGGUGCCAUUCUGACCCAUCUGAUUGCCAGCCCUCUUGUGGAUGUCCACUUGGCCAGCUCUUCCAAGAUGGGCUCUGUGUGCCUCAUGCUCACUGCCGCUGCCAGUACCAGCCCAGAGCCAUGGGGAUCCCUGAGAAUAGAAGCCGUUCAGUGGGGUCCCAGGUCAGCUCUUGGGAGAGUCUGGAGCCUGGAGAGACUCUGAUGGGUCCUUGUGACAAUUGUACCUGUGUGGAGGGCACACUGCAGUGCCAGGAAGUGCCUAGCUGUCCAGGUCCUGGGGGGUGGACACUGUGGGGCCCUUGGGAAGCUUGUAGCAUGUCCUGUGGAGGUGGAGAGCAGCUACGCUCCCGGCACUGUGCCCGCCCCCCGUGCCUGGGCCCUGCCCGCCAGAGCCAGACUUGCCAUACUCAGGUCUGCAGAGAAGCAGGUUGUCCAGCCGGAAGGCUAUUCCGGGAAUGUGAGACAGAUGAAGGCUGCCCCUUCUCUUGUGCCCACAUCACCCAGCAGGUGGACUGUUUCUCUGAUGGCUGUGAAGAGGGCUGUCACUGCCCACCAGGAACCUUUCAGCAUGGUCCCACCUGCAUACAGGAAUGCCCAUGUAUCCUGACUGUAUCCCUGCUACAGGAGUUGGAAGCUCAUAGCCCAGAAUCCAGGGCACCUCUACCCACCUUGGGGGACACUGGUCAGCUCCUGGGGCCUGGGGAUGAGCUAGAUCCUGGCCAAACCCUCAGAAUGGGUUGUAGCAACUGUUCCUGUGCCCACGGGCAGCUCACCUGCUCCCUCCUGCACUGUCCUGUGACUGGGGGCUUUACUCCCUGGAAUCAGUGGGGGCCUUGUUCCCGCUCCUGUGGGGGAAUGGGCACCCGCACCCGCACACGGAAAUGUGCCCACCCCAAACCUGCCCAUGGUGUCCAGGACUGCCAAGGACCCCGCCAGGACCUCGCAUACUGUCUCAGCCCAGACUGUCCUGAAGCUGAAGGAUCCACAGUAAUGCCAGGGACAGCCCUCCCAGGCGGCUGGGGGCCAUGGUCCCCUUGGUCCCCCUGCUCACGAAGCUGCACAGAUCUAGCUCAUCCAGUCCUUCGUGGCCGGAGCCGCCACUGCCUGGCCAACUGCACCAAUGGGAAUUCCAUCCAGGAGAGGCCUUGCAACUUGCCCCUGUGUGCAGGACAGCCUCCCUCCCCAGCCAUGCCCCUGUGCCCUGGCCCGGGUUGCACUGGGGCCAACUGCUCCUGGACAGAAUGGGCUCCUUGGGCCCCCUGCUCCCGGAGCUGUGGUGUGGGCCAGCAGCAUCGCCUGCGGGCAUACCACCCCCCUGGGCCUGGUGGGCAUUGGUGCCCUGACAUUCUUACUGCCUAUCAGGAGCGCCGAUUCUGCAACCUGUGGGCAUGCCCAGUGGCUGGAGGCUGGUCUCACUGGAGCCCUUGGUCCUGGUGUGACCGGAGCUGUGGAGGAGGUCGCUCACUGAAGAGCCGGAGGUGCACCCGCCCUCCACCCAAGAAUGGGGGAGCCCCCUGUGCUGGGGAGCAGCAUCGUGUCCGGCUUUGUAACCCUGAACCUUGUGCGGAAGGCUGCCCUCCAGGCAUGAAAGUCACAGACUGUGCCAACCGAUGCCCGCGCCACUGUUCUGACCUCCAGGAAGGCAUUGUGUGUCAGGAAGGCCAGACCUGCACACCAGGCUGCCGCUGCCUGGAGGGAUUCCUGGAGCAAGAUGGAGGGUGUGUGCCAGUUGAGCACUGUGAGUGCACUGAUACUCACGGGUACAGCUGGGCACCGGGGAGCCAACACCAGGAUGACUGUAAUAACUGCACGUGCCAGGUGGGGCAUCUGUCCUGCAGUGCCCAGCUCUGCCCACCGCCUGCCUAUUGUGCCUGGAGCCGCUGGUCAGCUUGGUCACCGUGCAGUCGUUCCUGUGGGCAAGGAGGGCAGCAAAGCCGCUUCCGGUCAUCCACAUCUGGUUCAUGGGCCCCGGAGUGCCGGGAGGAGCAGUCACAGAGUAAGCCUUGCCCCCAGCCCCUGUGCCCACCUCUGUGCCCACAUGGCAGCCACCUCAAGGCCCUCGGGGACAGCUGGUUACAAGGAGAAUGUCAUCAGUGCUUCUGCACUCCAGAGGGCAUUAUUUGCCAGGACAUCGAAUGCGCAGUGCCUGGGGCUUGGACACCAUGGUCCCCCUGGUCAGAUUGUCCAGUUUCUUGUGGGGGUGCAAACCAGGUUCGAACCAGAGCCUGCAUUGCCCCACCCCCACAACAUGGGGGGCUGCCCUGCCCAGGCCCAGAUACCCAAGCCCAGCCUUGUGGGCAGCAGCUUUGCCCAGAGCUGCCUAUUUCCUGCUCCUGGGAGCCGUGGGGACCUUGCUCCCAAAGCUGUGGCCCUGGCCUUGUCUCCCGAUCUGGCUCCUGUCCCUGCUCCCCAAAUGGCCUCAGUCCUUCCUGCAAUGGCACCACACCCCACCUGGACACCCGUGCAUGUUAUUCUGGACCUUGCCCAGAGGAGUGCGUGUGGACUAGCUGGAGCAGCUGGACUGUCUGCUCUUGCCGGGUGCUAGUUCAGCAGCGAUACCGGCACCAGGGUCCAGGCUCCAGGGGGACCAGUCAGGAGACCCCCUGCACCCGCCUAGAUGGCCACUUCCGGCCCUGCCAUCCCAGAAAUUGUUCUGAGAAGAGCUGUGAGCCACCAUUUGAGUUCCAGGCCUGUGGCUCCCCUUGUGCUGGGCUCUGUGCUAUCCGUCAGCACGCUGGCCUUUGCCAAGACCUAGCUCCCUGUCAGCCUGGCUGCUACUGCCCCAAGGGGCUACUAGAGCAGGCAGGGGGUUGUGUCCCUCCUGAACAGUGUAACUGUCACUUGGGUCCCAGCAAUGGAGUAGGGGAGCCCCAGACUCUGGCUCCUGGAGAACACCUGCACUUGGGCUGUAAGGAGUGUGUCUGCCAGGAUGGGGAAUUGCAGUGUUCCAGUCAUAACUGCCAAGGUCUUCUACCCCUGAGUGGGUGGUCAGAGUGGUCACCCUGUGGACCUUGUUUGCCACUUGCUGCUCUGGCUCCCACCUUGCUGAGUGCUCUGUGGGAGCAUGGACCCAAGGAUGGACCCUCUCCUAUGCCUGCUGAUUUCCCCCUACUGGCCUCAGAGCAGCAUCGGCACCGCCUGUGCCUGGAUCCUGAGACAGGAAAGCCCUGGGAUGGGGACUCACAGUUCUGCACUGCCCCUCUGAGCCAGCAGCGCCUCUGCCCUGACCCUGAAGUCUGCCAAGACCCUUGCCAGUGGGAAACCUGGAGCUCUUGGAGUCCAUGUCAAGUAUCUUGCAGUGGAGGAUUCCGGCUACGCUGGAGGAAGGCAAAGGUUCUUGCCAGAGAAAGAUGCCAGGAGCCCUGGGCUCAGACAGAAAGUUGCAAUACUGAUCCAUGCCCAGGGGAGAGUUGUGAGGCCCAAGGUACAGUGCCAACAGCUGAUUGUGCCAAUCAAUGUCCCCGAAGCUGUGUGGACCUGUGGAACAGAGUGCAGUGUCUCCAAGGGCCCUGCAGCCCAGGCUGCCGUUGUCCCUCUGGCCAGCUGCUUCAGGAUGGGCAUUGUGUACCUGUAUCUUCUUGUCCCUGUGGCCUCCCCAGCUCCAAUGCCACUUGGGAGCUGGUCCCAGCUGGGGAGCUGCAGUUGGAUUGCCAUAACUGUACCUGUGUCAAUGGGUCCUUGGUAUGCAGUCCCUAUGAAUGCCUGGCCUUUGGGCCCUGGUCACCCUGGAGUGACUGCUCAACCUCCUGUGGCGGGGGUACUAGGGAGCGGCACCAGAGCUGUGAGGAGAGUCUCCAGGGGUUCCCAUGCCAACUCCAGGACAUGAAGCAGAUAGAAGAAUGCAAUUCUGAGCCCUGCACAACUUUGUGCCAGGUGGGCGAGUGGUCAGAGUGGAGUGAUUGCAGUGCCAGCUGUGGGGGAGGUGUGACAGAAAGGAAGAGAGAUCCACCUCUGGGGACACCGUGCCCCCUGCUCCCACCCCUGCGGCUCCAUAGGACAUGCAACCCUCAGCCCUGCAGCCAACAGUGCCCCCCUGAUCAGAGACCCACCCCCUGUGCCACAUCAUGCCCAAGCCGCUGCUCAGACCUACAGCCUGGCACCCUCUGUGUGCAGUUGCCUUGCCAACCUGGCUGCAGCUGUCCUGAUGGGCAGCUGCUGCAGAUGGGCAGAUGUGUCCCCCUGGCUGAGUGCCCCUGCACCCAGCUUUCGUUGCCCUGGGCCCUCUUCUUGACCCCAGAGGAUCAGGCCCAAGAGCUGCCUUCUGGGACUAUACUUGUCCGGAACUGUACCCACUGCCUCUGCCAGGAAGGAUCCUUCAACUGUUCCAGCAGGGACUGUCAGGCAGAGUGCCCGCCUGGAGAGAGGUGGCAGCAGGUGGUACCAGGGGAACCAGGCGCAUGUGAGAAGACUUGUCAGGAGCUGUACAUUGAGGAGCCGCAUCAGAACAACUGCAGCAUGGGGCAGACUGAAGGCUGUGUAUGCCAGAGUGGGCAUUACCGCAGUCAGGCAGGCACCUGUGUCACUGCUGCCCACUGCGAGUGCUGGCACCACGGACGCUUCUACUUGCCUGGGGCUGAGUGGCAGGAAGACUGUGAAUGGUGCAGAUGCAUUGAUGGGAGGAGCUUUUGUGCCCGGAAUUGUCCCCACAUUGUCUGUGCUCAGGGUGAGAUAAAAGUACAGAAGCCAGAUGGUUGCUGCCCUGUCUGUCAGCAGGAAGUACUAGAAGAAGCAUCGAUGUCCUGCAAGCAUCUCACUGAGCUUCGAAACAUCACCAAGGGUUCCUGCCACCUGCACCAGGUAGAGGUGAGCUACUGUACUGGACACUGUCCUUCCAGCACUGAUGUCAUUCCUGAGGAGCCAUACCUGCAGAGUGUGUGUAACUGCUGUAGCUACCUCUUGGACCCUGUCAAUCCUGUGCGCAUCUUGAAUCUGCAUUGUCCUGGGGGUGACACAGAACCUGUUGUACUUCCGGUCAUACACAGCUGCCAGUGCAGUGCCUGCCAGGGAGGGGAUUUAUCAAAGCGCUGAAGGGAUCGGACUCGUUGGCAACAUACUUAGUUCAACAAUAUGACCUGUAUUGUCUGGAACGGUCCUCAUUUCAAGAAAAUACAUUUUUUAACAAAGCUUAGCUGAAGGAACAUACUUUGUUAGACUGUGUUUCUGGAAUUUGGAGUUUGGAAGAAUGUAGUCUACCAUAGUCAUGGGAAACAAUCCCUCUUUGUUCAUGAAGCCAGCAGGCCUGCAUGUAUAUUUUUAUGUACAUGAACCAUGAAUGGCCUGGGGGCUUGUGGAACAGGAGCAGCUCAUUCCCUAAUAAAGCAAAUUUGCCAAUA
This is a messenger RNA of Phascolarctos cinereus (koala), 16271 nucleotides long. The record is from RefSeq and is a predicted model, not a curated record. Lineage: Eukaryota; Metazoa; Chordata; Mammalia; Diprotodontia; Phascolarctidae.